Messenger RNA from Rhizoctonia solani, 2757 nucleotides. Its product is annotated as cAMP-independent regulatory protein pac2. The transcript is spliced from 19 exons. Bases 1 to 2757 code for a protein of 918 amino acids. Lineage: Eukaryota; Fungi; Basidiomycota; Agaricomycetes; Cantharellales; Ceratobasidiaceae. The record is from RefSeq and is a predicted model, not a curated record. Gene Ontology annotation, biological process: cristae formation.
AUGGAUUUCGAUCCAGAUCACAACAGUCUCAACCACAGGAACGCGAAGAAGUACAACGAAGAUGAAGACGGAGGGAUAGACUCGCCAGUCGACGAGUCUCUCUACUCACUGUUCAAUCUGCCCAAGAGUGCAACGGUAGAGGAAAUUCGGGACAGAUACAAAUCACUCGCAGUCUCUCUUCACCCAGACAAAGUCCGUGAUGAAUCCCACAAGGAGACUAUGGCUGCAAAAUUCGCCCAGGUCAAACGAGCGUACGAAAUCUUGACUGAUCCUAGUAAACGAGCGAUCUACGAUUUGUUUGGUGAAGACGGCCUCAAAACCAAGUGGGAUGUAGGAUCGAAAUAUAAAACGGAGGAAGAAUUACGAAAUGAAUACGCGCGCCUUGCGCGGGCAGCCAAACUCCAUGAUGCCGAAAAUAUUGUUCGCUCCCAAGGAGAACUCGUAUGCGCAGUUAACGCUACUUCGCUGACAAUCCCAGGAUUGGGUUUAGAGGAGAAAGUUGCAGGGGUGACACAGACGGACAUUUCGGAUCGCACCCGCUUCACGCUGACCAGCCGGCUAUUAUCCAUGAGAGGCAGGGCUGGAGGAAAUGUCUUUGGUACAGUUAAACACCAAUUCUCACCCCGUCUCCAAUUGGAAGCCACUUCUGGCUUACUGGAACCUCGUACGGUGGUUUCAAAAGCAACAUUUGAAGUAAACGAAGCAACUACCCUACGAGCCGAAUCAACGAUCAUCCUUGCCAACGCCUUGCAAGACGUUCCCCGGCUAACGAUAACAGGCCAACGACUUCUCGACCCCACCCUCACCGGUGUAAUAAGCUUCACCACCCCGACGCUUACCAGUCCCUCGGCCCUUGCCGUGUCCCUCUCAUCAACCGGUGGUCUUGUCACUACGGUCGAGCUAAGCCCGGCUAAACUCCAGGCACGUGAACAGUUGAGUGCAGAAUAUGGUGUUCGCGUAGGUGGUAAGGAGGGAGUUUUGCUGAGUGCGAGCGCCGCAACGGGCCUGAACCAAGGUGGACUAGGCAUGGUAGUUGAAGUCAACGGAACUGCCAAACUUGCCGAAGCCACGACCGUGCGAGUUGGAGUGGGCGCCGCUCUUCCGGGGGGCAUAUCCCUCAAAAUCUACCUAAACCGUCUCGGCCAACGCAUCAUUAUACCGAUCCAGCUUUCUCGUGAAUUUGACUUGAACCUGGCGCUGUAUACGGCAGUCAUUCCGUCUAUUUCCGCCGUGCUAGUCAAUCAAUACAUUCUAAGGCCCCAACGCCAAAAACGAGCCAAGGGACGAAUUGAUGCAUUACGAGAACGACAGUCCGAGAUGUUGGAAGAGGAUCGGAAGCAGGCCGAACACUAUAUAGAAUCUAUACGGGAACAAGUGAAGCGUAAAAUAGAGACCGAAAAGGGCUCGGACGGGUUAAUCAUAUCAGAAGCACAUUACGGCCCCGCGAAAUCUAUCGACGACAAAAACAAGACAAUUGAUGUUUCAGCACCUCUCCAAUUGCUGGUUAAUAGUAGUCAGCUCGUUAUCCCUGGAGGUCGAUCAAAGACCGGUCCCUCGCAGCAGACUGAUCGUGGUCCCACAUACCUGACUUUUGCGAUGCAGGCCCAACAGGCGACUUGCACCAACGUACAUAUCCGCACUACUGCCGACGCACACCGCAUAUUCCAUGCCACCCUCCUCGGCAUCUAUCCCUCUAUAACCCGUCGUCUCGACAUCGAGGAGCGCCGCCUCGUCAAGCCCGGCGCCUGUUUUGUCUGGGAGGAGCGCGGGCCCGAUGCAGAGGCAACCGGAAUGGGCAUCGAACGCUGGACCGAUGGAUUGCGAUGGGGCCCCAGCCGAGUUCGUGAUGACUUUUUAUUCUACCACCAACGAGACACCGAGGCCGACGAUGAAGACCGGAACGAGGGCGGUGACGGCGGCAGAGCGCCUCCGGCCAAAUGGUUGAAAAAGUUUGCUCGGAGGAGGAAAUCCGACAGCCCACACCACCAUCACCACCACCAGCAACAACACCACCACUCUUCCCCCGUCUCUCCCCGUCUCGCGGCCCCAGGUGCCAUCGACAGGACAUCAGACAGGGAGAAUGAUCGAUUGAUCAAGCAGACCUACUCUGUCUUUGCCACCAUCCCUGGCGGCGGCAGGCAGCAGAGAAAGUGGCAUAUUACUGCCUACUUUACCCAAGGUACCAUCGAGUUCCUCAGGACCGUCGACCAAAUACCCGAGCUCGCGCCUGUGCACCCACCUCCCGGGACGUAUCGAAGUGCUCGAGCAACUGGAGCCAAGAAGAAUCACGAACAUAUUCCCCCGCCCACGCUCGAAUCACAGCCGCUCCAUUGGUCGCCAUAUCUCAUUCCACCCGCGGCCGUUGCUUCGACGUCUUCUCACCGGUCCCCAUCGACCCACGACUAUCCGUCGCCGGAACCGAUACGAGAACUUCCCCAUCCCUUGUCCCCGAUAGAAGUACGACCCGCUUCUGGUCCCCAUCAACACUACCCUCCGCCGACUCCGACAUCCGUGCGUUCCAGCAUAUCACCGUUCACCCGUUCGUUGCCCCUCCCUCGACAGGGAACUAAUCCCGCGCUUGAAGAUGUACACCUCCCGCCGCUGAGCGUAUCGCCAUUUCCGUACGCCCAGCGCAACGCUACAGACGACAAACAACUCGACGCCCUGUUGCGCCGAUUCAUGAUCCCAGGGACUCGGCCGAACCCAAACCUAAACCCAGAUUCGGACACUGACUCGGACAUGCAGCUCCAACAAUAA